GUCACUUUCGUCCUUAUAUUGUCGUAAAAAAAUAUACAUUUAGGACACAUACACAAAUGUACAAAAGUACAGAAAGUCGUUAGCAAAUAUAUAUAUAUAAGUGUGCAAUAGUGCACUAAUACUUAUCAAAUCGAAAUGAUUUGCAGAGCGACUACGAUGAACACAAGCACUUACAGAUAUGUACAAAUUGCCAAAAUUGCCACUGUAACAUUUCAAGUGAACCGUUUAAGCCAUUAGAAUAUCUGUUAACUCCACUCGAAUCCAAAAAUUAGUCCAAAUAUACCAAUUGUACAUUUUCCCUUGGGUUUCCAUCACACGUACAGUUGACACCUGUGACCAAAAAAAAUGACGAUGAGGAGUGGGAGGAUGUUUGGAGGAGGAGAGUUGAGUAAAACCGGGGGUGGGUCUGUGCGCGCGCCCGUGCUCGCAGUCACAAACAAGUCCGGGUCCAUCCUACGUGCCUCGCUGCGUAUUUCCACCGCUCUCGGAAGCCGACCUGCGUCCCCACUUCAGCGCCAGCAUGGCCCAAAAGAGCCCCGGGGCCACGGUGUCAGCGCAUUCUGUUAUCCGGCGGCACAGGGCCCGCGGGGGACCGCGAGAGAGGGCGUGCUGGAGACGAGAGACGCAAAGUUGAGGGAACAUCACGAUGGUGGCGCAAGGGGAAGCCUCGGAGAGCCGCGGUCCAUCGCACUGAGCACCAUGGAGCAGCUUCUCCGGAGAAACCGUCUGGGUCUGCUGAAGUCCCUGCUGAGCCUCUCCCUGUUCUUCGCCUCCCUUCUCUUGCUCCACAAGCUCAAAGUUCCCGAGAAGGACAACAUGGGCACGUAUAGGAGGCACGCCGGUUGGUGCGGGGAGUGUUUUUCGUCCAAGAAGGAGGACGGCAAGCAGACUUCUACGAGCCAUAACCACCGGAUGGUUCCGGGCGCGCAGCGGCUUUCCAACCGAAGCGCUCCGUUCUGGGACGUGCAGGUGCUGAACUGCAGCGAGGACGCUGCGGUGAAAACAAAGGACUGGUUCCGGAGGCUGGACCCGAGGUUUCACCAGUUCGUCCUGCGCCGCCACUGCAGGUACUUCCCGAUGCUCAUCGAUCACCCGGAGAAGUGCACGGCCACGGACGGAGGGGUGCACCUCCUUAUGGUGGUCAAGUCCGUCAUUGAGCACCACGAUCGGCGCGAGGCGGUGCGUAAAACCUGGGGUCGGGAGCACACAGCGGAAGGGAAGACCGUAAAGACCCUCUUUCUUUUGGGGAGUCCUUCCGUUGGCAAAGAUGCCAAGAACCUGCAGAAGCUGAUCGAAUACGAGGACCAGAUCUACGGGGACAUCCUGCAGUGGGAUUUCAUGGACACCUUCUUCAACUUGACCCUGAAAGAGGUCAACUUUCUCAAAUGGUUCGACAUCUACUGCGCGGGCGUGCAGUUUAUAUUCAAAGGGGACGACGAUGUGUUUGUGAACACCAAGAACCUGCUGGACCUCAUCGCCUUCAAAGUGGAGGUGCAUAGCGAGACCACCCUGUUUGUGGGGGACACCAUUUCCAAGGCCAUUCCCAUCCGGAACAGACAGAGUAAAUACUACAUCCCCAGGGAGCUCUUUGAUAAGCCAUACCCUCCUUAUGUGGGUGGAGGGGGGUUCCUCAUGUCCUCAAUGGUGGCCAGGAGACUCUUCGUGGUCUCCGAGGACAUGGAGCUGUACCCCAUUGACGACGUCUUUUUGGGCAUGUGCCUGCAGAGCCUCCGUCUGAGCCCGGAGAUGCACUCUGGCUUCAGGACCUUCGGCAUCACCAGGCGCCGGGUGAGUCCCAUGAACAGCGAGCCGUGCUUUUACAAGAACCUCAUCGUGGUGCAUAAACUGAGCGCCCAGGAACUCCUCAAGAUGUGGAGCCUGGUGCACCACGACGAACUGGUUUGUGCACGGAGGACCUCUGUAUGACAUUUCAAUGCAAAAAUCCAUGAAGGAAAGUAGAGGACUUGAUUAUGUUGAAAUAUCAGGCCUUUUUUUUUUUUUUAACAGUCAUGUCCACUCCGGAGUCCUUUUCACUUUUGGGAAACCACUAGCAUACAGGUCUACAGUGCAAUUCCAAGUGCCAUUUCAAAUUUAAGCCUCAUGGAUCAAGAGUUGAAUGCGCGAUGGAUGUUCGUGCCUUACAUUACCAACAUAUUGCAAGUUUUAUUGUGCAACAACAUCAACAAAAUCAGGGUAAAAGGAAACCAAAACUGUCUGAAAAUCUGUGGAUUUUAAAAUUGUUUUUUUAUUAUAGUGUAAAUAAAAACUAAAGGUCUUUGUUCAUCUCUGUCAAAAGCGACUUGUUUGAUUCAUGAAUA
Molecule: messenger RNA, 2318 nt
Organism: Phyllopteryx taeniolatus (common seadragon)
Lineage: Eukaryota; Metazoa; Chordata; Actinopteri; Syngnathiformes; Syngnathidae
Gene: b3gnt7l
Product: UDP-GlcNAc:betaGal beta-1,3-N-acetylglucosaminyltransferase 7, like
Exons: 1
Coding region: 346-1926 (526 amino acids)
Cellular component (GO): membrane
Molecular function (GO): hexosyltransferase activity
Source: RefSeq, a predicted model, not a curated record